UGUCUAAAAGUCAAAGUCUAGGCAAAGGCAUAAAAAAGCGUCCCAAAAUUACCCAACAUUUUCCAUUCCUUCCAUUCUGUCAUACAAAUUCUAUGAAAAAUGGUACCUAACGGAAUGGAAAUAAAAAUCUUGGGACACUUUUUUUCUCACAUUAAGAUCGAAAGAGCUUGCGAUUGUGAGUAGAAAGAAGCAUAAAUAUAUAUCCAAAAAAAAAUAGUCUACAAUUUAAAAAAAAAGGCACACAAGAUGUUCACGUUCUCCAUUGCGUUUAUUUUCUCACGGUCUUUCUUAUAUUUAUUUUGGAUUACAUUUUUAUAUGCCUAAAACCUGUUUGAAAUAUUUUUACGUAGGUACCUACUCAAAGUUAUCUAUUGUUCCUUAAAAAAUGAAUUUUAAGUUCGUUUGUUUUGUGGUGUCGCGGAACCCACUUUACGCGGCACCAAUUUGCACUUGUCCAGUUUAUGUUUCAUAUAUCAUAAUCUUCACUUGGGUCACGGCAAUAGUGCCAUAGAAGUUUUGUUCGCGCACACUAGUGUUAUAUUUUUUACAAUUUGAUGUUAACAGAUAUGGCACCGUACAUAGAAGAAAAAGAGAUAUCGUUAGCAGAGAAUUCUAAGCCCCUACCUCCACAGACAGCGCCGCGGGAAUACACGAUAGUGUACUCUGUGGUACUGAUCUUCGUGUAUUGGCACAUUGGAGCGCUGUAUGGGCUGUAUCUGGGGUUCACCUCUGCAAAAUGGGCGACUAUAAUAUUCAACUACGUGAUAUACGUGACAGGGGGCUUCGCAAUAACGGCCGGAGCGCACCGGCUCUGGUCGCACCGCGCUUUCAAGGCCACGUUGCCGCUGCAGCUCCUGCUCAUGCUGCUGCAGACCAUGUCGUGCCAGAAGAGUGUUCUUAACUGGGUCCGGGAUCACAGGUUACACCACAAGUAUUGCGACACUGACGCGGACCCAUACAACUCAACCAGAGGGAUAUUUUACUCCCACGUCGGCUGGUUGCUGGUGAAGAAACAUCCAGAAGUCAUUCGAAAAGGAAGAACGAUUGACAUGUCGGAUUUAGAGAACAAUCCUGUGUUAAAGUUUCAAAAGAAAUACUACCUCAUUUUGGUCACUCUAAUGGCGUUCAUACUUCCCGCGCUAAUACCAGUAAUCUUCUGGCAAGAGUCUCUGAACAUCGCACACCACGUUUCCCUAGUCCAUCUCGUCGUAGGGUCUCAUAUGACAUUCGCUAUAAACAGUAUCGCGCACGCGUUUGGGACCAAGCCUUAUGAUAAAACCAUAUCACCGACGCAAAGUCUAUCCUUGUCUCUGGUCACAUUUGGAGAAGGAUAUCACAACUAUCACCACGUUUUCCCAUUUGAUUAUAGAGUCGCCGAAUUGGGAAACAAUUAUUUAAAUUUGACUACGAAUUUCAUCGAUUUCUUCGCGUGGAUCGGAUGGGCGUAUGACUUGAAAUAUGCGUCUCCUGAUAUGGUUGCGAAAAGAGUGAAAAGAACAGGCGAUGGGACUGAUUUGUGGGGACGAGUUAUAGAAGAUGCGGACACCUAUUCGGGCCAGUAGACCACAUGGAAACUAAAACUAUGAUGACUCGAUUUUUUUUGCAUCAAACAUGGAAAUUAAAAAUACUUAUAGGACUGACAAGCAUUGACGAAGAGCUUAAUAUAACUACAACGCCUCGUUGUCGUAGUAGGCUUAAGUGUGUGUGUGUGUGUGUGUUUGUGUGUUCUAAUAAGUCGUCAAUCUCUAUAGAUAUUACAUUUUUACCUUUUUAUUUCCAUACUCUUGCACUCAUAUGCGCUAACACUCGUACGACUUGAAAUAUGCGUCUCCUAAUAUGGUUGCGAAAAGAGUGCAAAAGAACAGGCGAUGGGACUGAUUUGUGGGGACGAGUUAUAGAAGAUGCGGAUACCUAUUCAAGCCAGUAGACCACAUGGAAACUAAAAAACAGGAUGAGAAAAUCGAUAUUGUAAAACUAAGUGAAUAUAUGGACGCAGUUUUAAAUAA
Messenger RNA from Cydia pomonella (codling moth), 2006 nucleotides. Its product is annotated as acyl-CoA Delta(11) desaturase-like. Gene Ontology annotation, cellular component: endoplasmic reticulum membrane. The record is from RefSeq and is a predicted model, not a curated record. Gene Ontology annotation, biological process: unsaturated fatty acid biosynthetic process. NCBI's taxonomy places the organism in Eukaryota, Metazoa, Arthropoda, Insecta, Lepidoptera, Tortricidae. The transcript is spliced from 5 exons. The coding region runs from base 555 to 1562 and encodes 335 amino acids. Gene Ontology annotation, molecular function: stearoyl-CoA 9-desaturase activity; iron ion binding.